CACCGUCACCAGUGGCGUGGGGCGGGGGGGCCAUGGUGGUCUUUGUGGUGCAUUCGGCAGCUGGCGCAGGGCGGCUCACGCACGCGGCGGGGGCUCGUCCCCAGCACCCCGCGUUCCGGCGGCAUCCGCAGACGCUCGGCCGCGGCCACCGCCUGCCCACGCCUCGAGCUCCCCACCGCCACGGUCCCUGCUGGCCCAUGAAGUGACCCAGGGGGGUGGCACAGCCCCUGAUCCCACCAUAGCCACCGCACCAGGCACUGAGGUCUGCUGGCCAUGGGCAACCUGAUAAAGGUAUUGGGCAAAGAUUUAGAAAACUGUCCUCAUUUUUUCCUGGAUUUUGAAAGUUUCACAUGGGGAACCUUCUUAAAGUGUUGACUUAUAACGAACUUGACCAAGGCCCUAAUUUUUUCCUUGACUUUGAAAAGCCCUCCGGGUUUCUCUCCCCGGGGCGCUGCCCUGCAGAUGCGCAGCCGACGGAGGCCGAGACGGCGGUGUGGAACCAGGUGAACGCCGUGCUGGAGGAGGCGCAGGCCGUGCUGGCCGAGCUGCAGUCCUACACGGGCGCCGGGCAGGAGAUCCGAGAGGCCAUCCAAAACCCCGGGGACCUGCGGCUGCAGGAGCGGGCUUGGAGCGCCGUCUGCCCGCUUGUCGCCAAGCUGAAGCGAUUCUACGAGUUCUCCCUGAGGCUGGAGAACGCCCUGCGGAGCCUGCUGGAGGCCCUCACCAGCCCCCCGUACGCCCCGACCCAGCACCUCGAGCGGGAACAAGCCUUAGCCAAGCAGUUUGCAGAGAUCCUGCACUUCACUCUCAGCUUUGACGAGCUCAAGAUGACCAACCCCGCCAUCCAGAACGACUUCAGCUACUACAGAAGGACCAUCAGCCGAAAUCGCAUCAACAACCUGCAGCUGGAUGCGGAGAGCGAGGUGAACAAUGAGAUGGCCAACAGGAUGUCUCUCUUCUACGCCGAAGCCACCCCCAUGCUCAAAACGCUCAGCAAUGCCACCACCAAGUUUGUUUCAGAGAACAAGACGCUCCCGAUCGAGGACACAACCGACUGCCUGAGCACCAUGGCCUGUGUCUGCAGGGUGAUGCUGGAGACCCCGGAGUACCGGAGCCGCUUCACCAACACUGAGACCCUCCUUUUCUGCAUGCGGGUGAUGGUCGGCGUCAUCAUCCUCUACGACCACGUCCACCCCGUGGGGGCCUUCGCCAAGACCUCUAAGAUUGAUAUGAAAGGCUGCAUCAAAGUCUUGAAAGACCAACCUUCGACCAGCACCGAGGGGCUCCUGAACGCUCUGAGGUACACCACUCGGCACCUCAACGACGACACCACGUCCAAACAGAUCCGGGCCCUGCUGCAGUGAGCGCGGGGGGGGCACCGGAGCCGGCCCGACCCCGCGCACCGUCACCGCGUCACCUACACCCAUGACCAUUCCGCUCAUUUUGUACAGAGGGAAAAGGGACAAUGAGGAAUACAUAGAAACGCAACAACAACAAAAGAUCAAAAUGGCCCAAGGCCGCCCCUCAACAUGCUCCUUCCCCCCGCUUCCCACCCCAAAUCAGCGCCUAAUUAUUGGACACAAGGUGCUAGUGGUACCACGGGGACACCGCGCUGGGGGUGCUGGGGCCGGGCAGGAUGGAGACAGGUAGGGAUGUGCUGAUGGGGCCAGUGACAGCACCGGGGACACCUUGGGGAGGGGGUAAGGGGUGGGUGUCACCCUUGCCCCAUCCACGUCCCUGAGCACCCGGAGGAGGAACAAACAUCCCUGUGGAUCCGCAUGAAGUGGUGGAAACGGCUCAGUCACACCUGGGAGAUUUUUAAUACGAGCAGCAAAAUCUCCACUCACCUCUUCUUUUCUACAUUUUUUUGUGGGGGGUGUGAAAUAAAAUGACAUUUAAUCUG
Columba livia (rock pigeon) is the source of this 1903-nucleotide messenger RNA. RefSeq names its product CYFIP-related Rac1 interactor A-like. The record is from RefSeq and is a predicted model, not a curated record. NCBI's taxonomy places the organism in Eukaryota, Metazoa, Chordata, Aves, Columbiformes, Columbidae. The transcript is spliced from 13 exons. Gene Ontology annotation, molecular function: small GTPase binding. The coding region runs from base 351 to 1364 and encodes 337 amino acids. Gene Ontology annotation, biological process: regulation of actin filament polymerization.